Molecule: messenger RNA, 2324 nt
Organism: Camellia sinensis
Lineage: Eukaryota; Viridiplantae; Streptophyta; Magnoliopsida; Ericales; Theaceae
Product: threonine synthase, chloroplastic
Biological process (GO): amino acid metabolic process
Molecular function (GO): pyridoxal phosphate binding
Source: RefSeq, a predicted model, not a curated record
AACACUUUUGUUAUGACACCCCCCAUUCAAUCCAAAUAAUUUAAAAACUCUAAUGAUAAAUCUAUGUGUUAGAACUCAUGUUAAACACUAGUGCUAGAGCUGUUCAUCACUAUCCAAUAAAUAAAGCCCAACUCCUCCGGUCUCACUCCACUCUUUUUUCUCUCUCUCUCUCUCUCUAAGAGACUCAUGGCUUCAUCAUUAUUCCAUCCCUCUCCACCCUCUCCCCUUCCCAAGCCCACCCCACACCACCACAGAACCACCACCAAAAUCAACCACCGCCAAACACCCAUCAUCAAAUGCACCACCUCUUCAUCACCCACUUUCGAUUCCUCCUCCCUCACCAACAACGCCACCACCCCCACCACACCAGUACCCAAAUCACCCUCGCCGGAGUCUCCUGCUGCGGCGAAACACCGGCGUCCGGCCGAGGAAAACAUCCGCGAGGAAGCCCGGCGCCACAGCUCCGCCCACAACUUCUCCGCCAGGUACGUCCCUUUCAACUCCGACCCCAACAGCAACGAAUCCUACUCUCUCGACGAGAUCGUCUACCGGAGCCGCUCCGGCGGCCUCCUCGACGUCCAGCACGACAUGGCUGCUCUGAAGCAAUUCGACGGCAAUUACUGGCGCUCACUCUUCGACUCCCGCGUCGGCAAAACCACCUGGCCCUACGGCUCCGGCGUCUGGUCCAAGAAAGAAUGGGUGUCGCCUGAGAUCGACAGCGACGACAUCGUCAGCGCUUUCGAAGGAAAUUCCAACCUUUUCUGGGCUGAGCGUUUCGGCAAACAGUUUCUAGGCAUGAACGAUUUGUGGGUCAAACACUGCGGGAUUAGCCACACUGGUAGUUUCAAAGAUCUCGGCAUGACGGUUUUGGUCAGUCAAGUCAAUCGCCUCCGCAAGAUGAAACGUCCGGUGGUCGGAGUCGGUUGCGCUUCCACCGGCGACACCUCCGCCGCCCUCUCCGCCUACUGCGCCGCCGCCGGUAUUCCCUCCAUCGUUUUCUUACCCGCAAAUCGAAUCUCAAUCGCCCAAUUGGUUCAACCGAUCGCAAACGGAGCGUUCGUGUUGAGUAUCGAUACCGAUUUCGAUGGAUGUAUGAAGCUAAUCAGAGAAGUCACAUCCGAAUUGCCUAUCUAUUUGGCGAAUUCACUCAACAGUUUGAGACUCGAAGGGCAAAAAACAGCCGCCAUUGAAAUUCUUCAGCAAUUCGAUUGGGAAGUUCCAGAUUGGGUCAUCGUUCCUGGUGGAAAUCUAGGCAACAUUUACGCAUUCUACAAAGGAUUCAAAAUGUGUGAAGAAUUGGGACUCGUUGAUCGAAUUCCAAGGCUUGUUUGCGCUCAAGCAGCGAAUGCGAAUCCAUUGUAUCUACAUUACAAGUCAGGUUGGGGUGAAUUCAAGCCAGUGAAAGCAAAUACUACAUUCGCUUCAGCUAUUCAAAUCGGAGACCCAGUAUCCAUUGAUAGAGCAGUGUUUGCACUCAAGAACUCGAAUGGGAUUGUUGAGGAAGCAACUGAGGAAGAACUUAUGGAUGCCAUGGCACAGGCUGAUUCUACAGGCAUGUUUAUAUGUCCUCACACCGGUGUUGCAUUGACGGCUUUGAUUAAAUUGAGGAAUAGUGGGGUUAUAGGACCGACUGAUCGGACGGUUGUGGUGAGUACGGCUCAUGGGUUGAAAUUUACGCAGUCCAAGAUCGAUUAUCAUUCGAAGGAGAUCAAGGACAUGGCGUGCCGCUAUGCGAAUCCACCGGUGCAAGUGAAGGCAAGUUAUGGGACAGUCAUGGAUGUUUUGAGUGACUAUUUGAAGAAAACUCCGAAAUUUUAGGGGAGGGACUAUGAAAAAACCAGAGAAAUCAGUCCAGAAUUUAAAAUCAAUGGGUAUGAUUUAUGUGUAAUCCUUGGUGCCUCGAAUUCACCAUGGCUCAAAUUUCAAAUUUCUGUUUACUCGUCGUUCGGCAAAAAAGUUGACAGCGCCGAACAACCGGCCAGAUAACUGACCGGACGACCGGUGAACAGAAAUUCAAGCCAUUCGAGGCAAGGUGAAUUUGAGAUAUGUAACAUUUGCUCUCAUGUAUGGUGUCGUCCCAUAACAAGAGAUUUAAAUAUAUGCCACACAUUUAAAUUUCUUUUUUUGGGUGCUUAGUUUUCUUCCAAGAAAUUGUUAGUUUUUUUGGGGAUGUUCUAUUUGUAGAAGCCACUGUAUUUGAAGGAAGCACGUGCUGAUCUUGGCAUACAAUUUUAGGGUAUGUUUUGGGGAAGCCAUUUUUAUUAUUUGGCUUCUUGUUUGGCUUCAAUAUCUUUUUGUAAAAAAUAGUUCUAGUUGAAGUUUGA